AUGACAGUCGGUAUUUUCGCGGAGAAUACUAUCAUACCAUCCUGGAAGGCAUGGAAGCGUAUGCAAGUCAGUAUUGCCACACUAUUACAACAAAAUUAUAAGGGAGAAGGAACUGAUGCAUCGCCAUAUGUAACCGAAUGGCUGGACGAUGAUAUUGAAAAUCCAAUGACAUGGAAGGACUCGUAUAAAUGGUUUCUAAUGGUUAUUGUAUCUUUCGCAACGUUAGCAGUUGCGUUUGCAUCAUCUGCUUACACGGGAGGCAUUCAACAAAUAAUCACUCAGUUCAAUACGAGCACUGAAGUAGUCACACUCGGCAUAUCUCUCUUCGUUCUCGGAUUUGCUCUGGGACCUCUUCUUUGGGCGCCAUUAUCUGAACUUUUAGGCAGGCGUCCGCUCUUCAUCGUAACUUAUGGAGCGUUAACUGCAUUCAAUGCUGGCGCUGCCGGAGCACAGAAUAUUCAGACGCUGCUCAUUCUGCGAUUCUUCGCAGGUGCAUUCGGUUCUUCGCCUCUUACAAACGCUGGAGGGACUGUCGCCGAUAUGUUUCCAGCGUCACAGAGAGGCCUUGGAAUGUCCGUGUUCGCAAGCGCAGCUUUUCUCGGUCCUGCCCUUGGACCAAUUGUAUGA
Molecule: messenger RNA, 627 nt
Organism: Didymodactylos carnosus
Lineage: Eukaryota; Metazoa; Rotifera; Eurotatoria; Philodinida; Philodinidae
Source: the annotation of a GenBank genome assembly